Molecule: messenger RNA, 1467 nt
Organism: Puccinia triticina
Lineage: Eukaryota; Fungi; Basidiomycota; Pucciniomycetes; Pucciniales; Pucciniaceae
Exons: 7
Coding region: 1-1467 (488 amino acids)
Biological process (GO): protein farnesylation
Cellular component (GO): protein farnesyltransferase complex
Molecular function (GO): protein farnesyltransferase activity
Source: RefSeq, a predicted model, not a curated record
AUGCCGCAAUAUCCACUGUUGCCAACACCAUUCGACAAUGUCAAAACCGCUACUUCGGAAAAGCAACUGUCGACCGAGUUAGAGAUCUUCAAGUACCUAGAGUCGUUUGCGAAUCCGACUGCUCCGGAUCAAGAAAGCCAAUCCAUUGAUUCGGUUAAGCUUUCUUCCUCCAGUCACAUUUCUUAUCUUUACUCAAAGCUCUUCAACCUGCCCGAUCGAUGGAUACAACUAGAUGCCAGCCGUACUUGGAUUAUGUAUUGGGUCUUGGGUGCCCUAUCUAUGUUGGAUGUUAAGAUCAAGCCAGAGGAAAGGGAUAGAGCAAUUGAGACAAUAUUGUCAUUCCAACAUCCUGAUGGCGGCUUUAGCGGUUCCCCUGGACCAGGUCACCUAGCCCAUCUCGCCGCAACCUACGCAUGUAUCUGCUGCUUGGCGAUCUUACUUGAGGAUGCUGAGCAAGAUGUUGUCAAUGAUACCUGGUCUAAAGUCGACAUAAAAAAAUUAUACGACUGGAUGCUAAGUCUGAAGGUUUCCGACGGAAGCUUUGCAGUCCAGCACGAGGGUGAAAUCGAUGUUCGGGGCUGUUAUGGGGCGCUGGCCGUCGCCGCGAUGCUCAACUUACUAACGCCUGAGCUCGUCAGGGAUCUCCCGCAAUACUUGGUCAACUGUCAAACCCACGAAGGAGGUAUGGCAGCGACUUCGAUUUCGAAUCAUACUGACCAAACGCCGCCAGCGUAUUCUGGUAACCACACGGGUGCACCUGUGGGAGAAGCACACGGAGGUUACACUUCUUGUGCUUUAGCAUCAUACUUCCUUCUUCAAGGAUACCCUAGCCUUCCUAACACGCAUAAAUUCGAUGUUGAAGCUUGCUUGCGCUGGGCCGCUCAAGCCCAGGCAUCGCCAAUCGAAGGGGGCGGAUUCCGUGGUAGAACCAACAAGCUUGUCGAUGGCUGUUACAUCUGGUGGUGCGGUGGACUGCUCCCUCUUCUUGAGGCGAUGCUCAUGUCAGACACUUCACGCGAAGAAUUUCCUGAUUUGUGCGACCGACAGGCCCUACAAGAAUAUGUUCUUCUUGCUUCACAAGAGCCAACUACUAAAGGAUCAAAAGGUGGAUUAAGAGACAAGCCGGGAAUGGCUCCUGACAUGUAUCACACUCAUUAUAUACUAUCUGGCUUGUCCGUCGGUCAGCACAAGCCAAGAUAUUCCGCCAAGGAGAUUAGAAACAUCACCGAAACUUUUCAACUUCCUGUCUUCUCCAAGUGUGCUCUUGGGAACAACGAGAGCGAAUCAGAAGCUUCAAAGAGAAUGGAGGGUAUUUAUUCAAGGAUCCUAGGAUGGGAAUUUGAUCCGAAAGCAAAAUUGGUUGUUGGUCCCCCUGAAAAUGAAAUCGGACGCGUUAAUCCGGUUCUUAAUGUCAAACACUCAGCUGUUAAACAGAUUAUGGACUAUUUCUAUCAUCAAACUCGCUAA